AUGGAUGAGACGGUGGCCCAAGCUGUACCACCCGCCCCAGACCUUACAGCACCCCAGGCAGAAGCCUCGACGAUGACCCAAACAAGCCUCAGCGAUGGGAGCGUCAACUUGCCCUUGUCGGACAAGGCGAUGGGCAAGCGCAAGGACCCCGAUCAGGAUCAUGUACACGUCGAAUCCAACCCAGCUACCCGAUUAUCAUCGCCUCAUUUGAUGGCCACGAGGGAGAAGCGCGUGACGAGGAGCAGUUUGGGCGGUUACGGCGCGUCGAAUGGGGUCCAUGGUGCCGAGGGUUUACGGUCCGGAGCGAUGAGCAGGCAAGGUAGCGAGGCUAGUGCAGCAGAAGGUAGGUCAGAUAUCCUCGUAAUCGAUCCAUCAUAUCUAAAUCGGGGUUGGGAAGCUGAUACGACCUAUGUUACGCCCUCCAAAACAGGGCUGAACCGACCUCAUCUGCCUCUGGCAACUCGGAUCUUGCUCACUUCGAGCAUGCCGAGCGACGUCGUCCACUUCCCACCGCUCAAGACCGAUCUGGGUUGGUCGUUUGGCGAGGAACCGUGUCCAAUUCCCACGAUCACGCCGCUACCCGAUUCCGUUCCAAGUUAUCGGUUGCUUGAUCGAGCCGGAGAUACCAGUCUCGGGAGAAGUCGACAUGUGACGGGACCCGAGGUAGGUCGUGAUCUCGAUGUCCCCAGUCCUGUGCAUACCGAUCUCCCAACUGACUCAUACCUACUGGUUAUAGACUGAUACCUCGGACGCACACUACCAACGCCUUCACCGCUUCCCCGAGGUGCUGGAAAAACGAUCUGCUCGAGUCGAACGGGAUCGCCUCAUUCACGAGCGCAGCAAGCUCAUUCUCGAACUCGAAGAGCUGAAAGGGCGCGGAUGGGUCUAUAUCGGGGCCCAAGGUGGGAAAGGAGAGGAAGAGAGGCGGAGGAAGAUCAAAGAAGGCGAACUCAGACUGGCGAGGUACGUCUCCCUCUGCCUUCGGGUUCAGGUCUUAUGCGCUAAGUCUAAUUCUUCUGAACUGUUGUCGAUCCAUAGAUACGAUGCUCUACUGCCCAACCAGCCUCGCAAAUCAAACGUGCUCGUCCAACAAGACCCUACAUCUUCCACCACACAUGCCAAAGGAACUUCAGCUGCUGUAACAGCCGAGACCAGCCACGACAAACCUUCCUCGUCGUCAACCGCGCGCCCCAAACCGUCGGCGCUGGUCUCGGCUUCAGGCGACGGUUCGACGACGAUUAAGCUCAAGUUCGGGGGAGGCAACCUCACUUCUUCGAUGACCAACACCAAAAGUAAUGGUCAUGCUCGGUCUCGUAAAUCGACGCGUUCGGAACUGACGACCGACGAUGAAGCCUCUGUUACCGAAAGCAAACCUCUGCCCAAACCGAACGGGAGCGGCGGCGGGGUGGGUAGUCGCGGCGACGGCACGACGGUAUACAAGAAACGCGACCGAGCUGCGGAGCACGCCCGUGCACUGGAAAGGCAGCGAUUGGGGCUACCGAUCAAGGGGCCGAUGUCGGACCUAAUUCAAGCACGAGAAGCUCAAGCUCAAGCCCAACAAGCUGGAACGCCACCGCGCACAUCGUCGGCCUCGACCUCGACCUCGACCACUACUCCGAGAUCGCAUCUUGCUGCCGCGCCAGCGACGAAGCGCCCGGAAGCCGUGUUGACGUCUUCGCCUUUGAGACCACCAGGUGCUCGACCUCUUCCGAAGCGUAUCAGAUUGA
This is a messenger RNA of Microbotryum saponariae, 1727 nucleotides long. The record is from the annotation of a GenBank genome assembly. NCBI's taxonomy places the organism in Eukaryota, Fungi, Basidiomycota, Microbotryomycetes, Microbotryales, Microbotryaceae.